ACACAGGAGCGGCGGCCACCGAGGAAGGAGCAGCGCCAGAGCCCCGACGGCGCCCGGCUGCAUGGAGCUGGGCCGCUGAGAGCUGUCGCUACCCGACAGCCUCUGACCUCCGCGGGACCCCAGCGUCCGAGGCUCAAAGCCUGCUCAUUCUCUCCCGUCAGCCUUGGGGCGUUCUGCUCCUCUGGCCGCCCAUAGAUCCCUGGGACCCGGCGUUCGGGUCGCCAGCCAUGGAGCGGUGCAGCCGCUGCCAUCGCCUCCUCCUGCUGGUACCGCUGGUGCUGGGGUUGAGCGCGGUCCCCGCCAGGGCAGGUGCACGCCCUGUGGAUGUGCUCCGGGCCCUGAGGUUCCCCUCCCUUCCUGAUGGCGUCCAGAGGGCAAGAGGCAUCUGUCUGGCUGAUGUGGCCUACCGAGUAUCCCGACCAGCCCAGCUCAGUGCACCCACCCACCAGCUCUUCCCAGGAGGUUUUCCCAAAGAUUUCUCAUUGCUGACUGCUGUCCGGACCCACCCUGGCCUCCAGGCUCCCCUCCUGACUCUCUACAGUGCCCAGGGUGUCCAACAGCUGGGCCUGGAGCUUGGCCGACCCUUCCGCUUCCUGUAUGAGGACCAGACUGGACGGCCUCGACCCCCGGCUCAGCCAGUCUUCCGAGGCCUCAGCCUAGCAGAUGGCAAGUGGCACCGUGUGGCUGUGGCUGUGAAGGGCCAGUCUAUCACCCUCAUAGUUGACUGCAAGAAGCGAGUCACCCGGCCUCUCCCCCGAAGUGCUCGUCCACUGUUGGACACCCACGGAGUGAUUAUCUUUGGUGCCCGUAUCCUGGAUGAAGAAGUGUUUGAGGGUGAUAUCCAGGAGCUUGUCAUUGUCCCAGGGGUGCAAGCUGCUUACGAAUCCUGUGAACAGAAGGAGCUGGAGUGUGAAGGAGUAUGGAGGGAGAGACCUCAGAAACAACAGUCUCAGAGGGCCCAGAGAUCUCCAAAGCAGCAGCCAUCAAGACUUCAUAGGCCACAAAACCAGGAACCUCAGCGACAGCCCACUGAGUCUUUCUACUAUGACUACGAGACCCACUAUUAUGAUGUGAGGACUGCAGGGACGACCCCUAAUUAUCAGGACCCCUCCCCAGGUGAAGAGGAAGGAAUCCUGGAAUCAAGCCCCUUGCCACCCCCUGAGGAGGAGCAGACAGAUCUCCAGGUCCCCUCCACAGCCGACAGGUUCCUGACAGAGGAAUAUGGGGAGGGUGGCACAGACCCCCCAUCAGGGCCCUACGAUUACACCUAUGGCUAUGGGGACGAUUAUCGUGAGGAGACGGAGCUUGGCCCUGCCCUGUCUGCGGAGACAGCCCCCUCGGGAGCCGCUGCCCGUGGACCCCGGGGGCUGAAGGGAGAGAAGGGGGAGCCUGCGGUGCUGGAACCUGGUAUGCUAGUGGAGGGGCCUCCUGGCCCAGAAGGCCCUGCGGGGUUGAUUGGUCCCCCUGGCAUCCAGGGCAACCCAGGCCCAGUUGGAGACCCUGGCGAGAGGGGUCCCCCUGGCCGAGCAGGGCUCCCUGGAUCGGAUGGGGCCCCUGGCCCUCCUGGCACAUCUCUCAUGCUCCCAUUCCGGUUUGGCAGUGGUGGGGGUGACAAGGGCCCUGUGGUGGCAGCCCAAGAGGCUCAGGCCCAGGCAAUUCUGCAGCAGGCACGUCUGGCGCUCCGGGGACCCCCUGGCCCCAUGGGAUACACAGGCCGCCCUGGACCCUUGGGACAACCUGGGAGCCCUGGCCUGAAGGGAGAAUUGGGAGACCUAGGACCUCAGGGCCCCAGAGGACCUCAAGGCCUCACAGGCCCUCCUGGCAAGGCUGGGCGAAGGGGCCGAGCGGGUGCUGAUGGAGCCCGAGGGAUGCCUGGAGAACCUGGAGUGAAGGGUGACCGAGGUUUUGAUGGACUCCCAGGGCUACCUGGGGAGAAGGGACACCGGGGUGAUACUGGUGCCCAGGGCCUUCCUGGCCCCCCUGGUGAGGAUGGAGAGCGGGGAGAUGAUGGGGAGAUUGGGCCUCGAGGACUGCCUGGAGAGUCGGGACCUCGAGGUCUCCUUGGCCCCAAAGGCCCACCUGGUAUUCCUGGACCCCCGGGAGUCCGAGGCAUGGAUGGUCCCCAUGGUCCCAAAGGGAGCUUGGGACCCCAGGGAGAGCCAGGACCUCCUGGACAACAGGGCACUCCUGGAACCCAGGGUCUCCCCGGGCCCCAGGGUGCCAUUGGGCCUCAUGGAGAGAAGGGUCCUCGAGGGAAACCAGGGCUCCCUGGCAUGCCUGGCUCAGAUGGACCGCCGGGUCACCCAGGAAAGGAAGGUCCUCCUGGAACUAAAGGAAACCAGGGUCCAUCUGGACCUCAGGGUCCUCUAGGAUACCCGGGACCUCGAGGUGUCAAGGGUGUGGAUGGAAUUCGUGGUCUGAAGGGUCAUAAGGGUGAAAAGGGCGAGGAUGGCUUUCCUGGGUUCAAAGGGGACAUGGGCGUGAAAGGUGACAGGGGAGAGGUUGGAGUUCCUGGUUCCAGGGGAGAAGACGGUCCCGAGGGGCCGAAGGGACGCACUGGACCCACUGGAGACCCUGGCCCCCCUGGGCUCAUGGGUGAAAAGGGCAAGCUGGGUGUUCCUGGUCUGCCUGGCUACCCUGGACGCCAGGGUCCCAAGGGGUCCCUGGGAUUUCCUGGUUUUCCUGGUGCCAGUGGAGAGAAGGGAGCCCGGGGCCUGUCGGGGAAGUCAGGGCCUCGGGGAGAGCGGGGCCCCACGGGUCCCCGGGGUCAGCGGGGACCCCGAGGUGCCACUGGGAAGUCUGGCGCUAAGGGAACAUCAGGUGGUGAUGGCCCCCAUGGGCCCCCCGGAGAAAGGGGUCUCCCUGGACCUCAAGGCCCCAAUGGAUUUCCUGGCCCCAAAGGACCUCCGGGUCCCCCUGGGAAGGACGGGCUGCCAGGACACCCAGGCCAGAGAGGAGAAGUGGGUUUCCAAGGGAAGACUGGCCCCCCUGGCCCUCCAGGGGUGGUGGGACCUCAGGGAGCAGCAGGAGAAACCGGGCCCAUGGGGGAGAGAGGUCACCCCGGCCCCCCAGGUCCCCCGGGAGAGCAGGGACUGACUGGAACAGCUGGAAAAGAAGGAACGAAGGGUGACCCUGGUCCCCCAGGGGCUCCAGGGAAGGAUGGACCUGCUGGUCUGAGGGGCUUCCCAGGGGAGAGAGGCCUCCCCGGCACUGCCGGUGGAUCCGGUUUGAAGGGAAACGAAGGUCCGGCCGGUCCCCCUGGCCCUGCAGGCUCCCCUGGGGAGCGAGGUGCCGCAGGAUCUGGGGGACCCAUUGGCCCCCCGGGGCGCCCAGGCCCACAGGGUCCCCCUGGAGCCGCAGGAGAGAAAGGUGUCCCGGGUGAGAAGGGCCCCGUUGGUCCAACUGGCCGAGAUGGGGUACAGGGUCCUGUGGGUCUCCCUGGUCCUGCUGGACCCCCGGGUGUGGCAGGAGAGGAUGGAGACAAGGGUGAGGUGGGAGACCCCGGACAGAAGGGCACUAAAGGGAAUAAAGGUGAACAUGGCCCUCCUGGACCCCCUGGACCCCUUGGUCCUGUGGGGCAACCUGGAGCAGCGGGAGCAGAUGGGGAGCCCGGAGUUCGGGGACCCCAGGGACACUUUGGAGUCAAAGGUGAUGAAGGAACGAGAGGAUUCAAUGGGCCCCCAGGUCCCAUUGGCCUACAGGGUUUGCCAGGCCCCUCGGGUGAGAAAGGAGAAACAGGAGAUGUGGGCCCUAUGGGACCACCUGGCCCCCCAGGACCUAGAGGCCCAGCUGGACCCAAUGGAGCUGAUGGUCCGCAAGGUCCCCCGGGAGGUGUUGGGAACCUGGGUCCCCCUGGAGAGAAGGGGGAGCCAGGAGAGUCAGGAGCUCCAGGGGUCCAGGGCGAGCCAGGUGUCAAAGGCCCACGCGGGGAGCGUGGGGAGAAAGGAGAGUCGGGGCAGCCAGGAGAGGCAGGACCACCAGGGCCUAAAGGCCCCGCCGGUGAUGAUGGCCCCAAAGGGAACCCUGGUCCUGUUGGUUUUCCUGGUGAUCCUGGCCCUCCUGGAGAAGGUGGCCCUCGGGGCCAGGAUGGUGUGAAGGGUGACCGAGGAGAGGAUGGCGAGCCAGGACAGUCUGGAUCCCCUGGUCCCACUGGGGAGAAUGGACCUCCUGGACCACUUGGAAAGCGGGGUCCUGCUGGCUUGCCUGGUCCUGAGGGGCGGCAAGGAGAGAAGGGAGCCAAGGGGGAUCCUGGUGCUGUGGGUGCCCCAGGGAAGACAGGUCCCAUGGGUCCAGCAGGCCCAGCAGGGAAACCUGGUCCUGAUGGUCUAAGGGGACUCCCAGGCUCAGUGGGUCAGCAAGGCCGUCCUGGGGCCACAGGCCAGGCGGGGCCUCCAGGUCCUGUGGGGCCCCCGGGGCUUCCUGGCCUUCGAGGUGAUGUUGGAGCCAAGGGCGAGAAGGGUCACCCAGGUCUCAUCGGACUGAUCGGGCCCCCUGGGGAGCAGGGAGAGAAGGGUGAUCGGGGACUUCCUGGCCCUCAGGGCUCUGCUGGACAGAAGGGAGAGACGGGUAUCCCGGGAGCAUCUGGUCCUAUUGGUCCUGGAGGGCCUCCUGGCCUCCCUGGACCUGCUGGCCCCAAAGGAGCCAAAGGAGCCACAGGCCCAGCUGGACCCAAGGGAGAGAAGGGCGUCCAGGGUCCUCCAGGAUACCCGGGCCCCCCGGGCGAGGUGAUCCAGCCCCUGCCCAUCCAGAUGCCCAAGAAGACUCGGCGCUCGGUGGACGGAAGCCGCCUUAUGCAGGAGGAUGAGGCCAUACCGACUGGGGGGGCUCCGGGCAGUGCUGGGGGGCUGGAGGAGAUCUUUGGCUCUCUUGACUCCCUGCGGGAGGAGAUUGAGCAGCUGAGGCAGCCGACAGGGAGCCAGGACAGCCCCGCUCGCACCUGCCAGGACCUGAAGCUCUGCCACCCGGAGCUGCCUGACGGAGAGUACUGGGUCGACCCCAACCAGGGCUGUGCUCGGGAUGCCUUCCGGGUUUUCUGCAACUUUACAGCGGGGGGGGAAACAUGUGUGACCCCCAGGGAUGACGUCACGCAAUUCUCUUACGUGGACUCAGAAGGCUCCCCGGUCGGUGUGGUCCAGCUCACCUUCCUGCGGCUGCUCAGCGUCUCAGCCCACCAAGAUGUCUCGUACCCCUGCUCUGGGGUGGCCCAAGAUGGUCCCCUGAAGCUCCGGGGGGCCAAUGAGGAUGAGCUGAGCCUGGAGACCAGCCCCUAUGUCAAGGAAUUCAGAGACGACUGUCAGACACAGCAAGGCCGGAUGGUGCUGGAGGUGCGGACACCUGUGGUGGAGCAGCUCCCAGUGCUGGACGCCUCCUUCUCAGACCUGGGGGCCCCCCCUCGGCGGGGAGGGCUGCUGCUGGGGCCCGCCUGCUUCAUGGGCUAGGACCUUCUCUGUCUGACCCUGUCCGCUGAAACCAGGCCCACCUGGAAUCCCACAGCAUCAGCUCUGUGCCAUCUCCUGAGAGGGCUCCUCACCAUCUAGGGGGCUCUGGGCCAGGGCGCCGAGAGCCCCCAGUCAGGGGCAGACCAGGGGAGGGGUGAAGCGCACGUGUCGGGCGCCCCAGGGGAGGGGUGGCAUCUGGGGCUCUUGGCCCUCCCACCUGGAGCCUGUGACCUGUUAGACAGCCGGGACCCUUAUUUAAAACUCACCUCCCAAUCACCCCCAAACAAGUGGAAGAGAAGAGAAAGGACACUGUGUAUUUUGUAUUUAAAAGUAAUUAUAUUAAUUAUUUAAAGAGUGGAGAACAAAAGAACAAAAAAAGAUAAAGAGAGAAAUGCCAACAAAAAUCAGCAGACUUCAGAGACAGGGCUCCCCAGGGGUGAGCCCCGGCACCCUCCUCCUUGCCUCAGGGCUUUCCUCAGUGACUGUGGGGGGACGUUUUCAGGCCAAACCCCACCUCCCUCACAGCCCGCCUGCAGCACCCACUGUGAAUGUUGGAAUAUAUGGUCUCCUUUGCCUCAGGGUCUGACUCUCUCUGCCCAGGGUGGGGCUUUCUCCGCUCCACCUCCCGGGUGUUUGGCUCCCUGACCCACACACUGGCUGUCUCUCACUUGGUCUGGGGCUUGCAGGACCUGCCUGUGACUUGGGGAGCAGGUCGCACCCCCCAGGGGGAACUGGAAGGGUGAGGGGUGAGAGCAGGACCUGUAUUCAGUACUGUUGAAAUACGGAAAUUCAUCCUUAUGAGCUUGUCAAUCCCAUGGCUCUGAGCCCCUGAGUAUCCCACUGCCAUCCUGGCCACCCUGGUCCCACCCCUGAGCACCCCCACACCUUCCCUGAUCCUGCUAUGGAAGAGUUAAUGUGUGGCAUCUGGAUGGAAGGGACUCCCAGGACCUUGUCUAGCCCUAUGACCAGUGUCCGUUCUGACUGAUGGUUAAAUAAUGUGAUCACCUCCUCCCGGGGCACACAUGUGUGGUGCUUGUGUUGUUAUUUCAACCCCGGACCAACCUGUACCCCUCUUUGCCAGCUGAGGCUUUACCAGAAAUGGAAGGCUUAAUCCCUUUCCCCAGGGGGCCUGUCCUUUUGUGGUAUCAGGGCCCAGAAAAAGUUCAUAAAACCUGGCUGACAAGUCCAGACUCACCAACUGAUCUCCCAGUGACAUCAGGUGGAGCGCCAGGGCUCUGUCUGACACGGAUGCUGGAUUGUUUCUGGGUGAGGGUGUGCCUGUCUUCCUUGUGUCCAGGUCAAACAUGGCCUUCCUGCACCCCGGGCCCCAUCUUUAGGGACCUCGGGGCUGGAAGGGGGCCUUACAUGGUCUAGUCCAAACUCUUGGCAAAUGAGGAGACUGAGACCCAUAUCCAAGACAAUGUUUCUUGCCCCUGUGCCUCUGGUCACCUCAUCCUUCCCCUUCAGGUGUGCCGUGGUCCUGGCAGCAGGUGUGGUCGAAGGCCACCCACACCUGCGCAUAUUACCGGCUAUGCCCUUCCAGGCUUCUCUCUGUGUCAAGUGCACAGUCCUUGGCCCGUCGUGUGCUGAUCUGCCCCCACGUACUCCUUCCUCAGCGGCCCCUCUCAGGGCUUGUUCAGUAGCUCUGUGCCCUCUGAGUCUGGGUAGGGCCCUUCUGUUCAGGGCAGCCGCUCAGCCAGGCAUCCCUAGCUGGCUUCCCCGCCUCUCCUGGGGUUUCCGAUCCUUACACAGCGUUUCCUGGCUCCCUCCCCUCCCGCCAGUAGAAUAAAACUUACUCCGGGGCCUCUUCCCAAUCCUCGCUGGAGCUCGCUUGGGCCCAUGUGUGCUUGCCGGCGGCCUCAACCCGCGCCCCCAGGUGGGCCCGGGAGGGACCCCGAGUCCCAGGAGGCCGCACCCCGCCCCUCCUGCUGGAUCCCCGACCGCACAGCCUUGAUCGUCCCCGUCCUGAGGAGAGAACUCCUUUCUCUGAAACCCUAGAGUGGUGGAGCAAGCUCACUGUCGAUCCAAGGAAGCUCUCUUAUGGGGUCUAGAAGCCCAGCCUGGCAUCGACUGUGGGCAGGAAAACCGUUUGCAGGUGAAAACAACAACAAAAACAACCCCCCCAAAACAAACAAAAAAACCUUCUCCACGCAUCUCCGCCUCUGCUGCCCCCUGGUGCCGGAGCCAAGACCUCGGCCCGCCAAAGGGCCGGUGGAGUAAAACGUCCCUAACACGCUGCCCCUUCCUUUGUCACCCACGGAACUCCCACUUUCCCAACCCAAGAGGAGGCUGAAUGGAGGGGAAGCCCCCUGAUCUCGUCUUUUCGGGGUCAGGCGGUGGAUGGGUUUUUGGGAUCACUGACACCCUCGGUCUCAGUCUCCAAGUCCCAAAGGCUUCGCGCAACCCCCUCCCUUUCCUCCUGGGCCUCAGCUCAAGGGAAGAUCAGAUCUAAAUAGAUCCUUGCCCACACCCAUUCCCAGCCAGGCUGGGCCAGAGCUGGGCUUUUCCGGGCUCUCUCUGCAAUUGGAGCCAAACCCACAGAGGUUGCCCUCAGAGCACAAAGGGGAGUGUCCCCAAAGGUCCCUUUUGGUCAGAUGCUCUGAGCUCAGAGGGCUUUUCAUCAUGAAGCAAUGCCAUACAUUCACUCAGAUAACAUUUAUACAUGGCAGUUGGGUCCCAGGCCAAUCCACAAAAGCCUAUUUAGCUAGAAGGCCAACCAACCCCAGACAACAGUUUUACGAGCGAUUCUGUGCCAAGUUGCAGCGGAGAAUGUCAGAACCACAGCCGUCUCCUUGCAGCGGGACUUUUGCCUCCCGUGGGACAAACGAGAGCCUGGCUCUAAGGACAGAUGGGAGGAUCUGAAGGGCAGAGGUGGGAGUUUUGGGAUGGCGCUGGGUGUGGGUAGCGCAGGGGCAUGUGGGUGCUGGUAGCAGCUCCAAGGGCUGUGGGCGGUGGAGGCUUCUGGAUGGGGCGGGGAGUCUGUAAAGAGGAGAGAGGCAGAGACUUUGGGGAGCUACUUUGGGUUUGAUUGGGUCAGAACACAAACUUGCGGGAAGGGCUGGGUUCUGAAACUCCUGACUGCCUCUCAAACAAGUUUAACUUGAACCCAGUAAGGAGGAGGGAGUCACUGAUGAUGUUUGGAAAGAUAAGUGAUAUGACAGAUGUGUGCAUUAGCAAGACCCCACCCAGGUUGGAUGAGGCUGUGAAGGGCCUGGACACAGGCCCACAGCCAAACUACCUCAGGGAGGUAGUGAGAUUUUGCGCGAAGGCUGUGGGGAUGGGUGCUCUAGCCCUUCACACUCUUGGAGCUGCUUCUUAGCCUCGCGCUGAGAUUUUUGGCAUCGUAACUUAUGGUCAAAAAACAGCUUGUAAAAUUCGGACCGCUUGGAUUUCUGUACCUGGGAGCACUACAUAUCCCAGAAGGCCUCAAGAUCCUUGGCUGUGUUGCAUGUUGGGAUUUGUAGUUUCUGUAUGGAUCAGGGUAGGUCGGGGUAGAGACCGACAGGGAAGGGAGUGGGUCAAGAUGAGGCUGUAGUUGCCUCAGAAAAAAGUGCCUGUGCAGUAGGCGGUGGUGACCCAGUUUUGUGGGUAUGUAGCCCCUAUUCCUUCAAGUUUGGUGUGGUCAGCAGAGAGUGUUAGGGCCAUAUCCUAACAGGCCAUGGUAACGUUUCCCAACUCAAACCUGUGCAGGUGAGCAGAAAUCACCCCUGGGUGCUUGCCAUCGGCUUCCUUUUACUUUUUUAUUUUUCUCACCUUCAGGGUAGUUUCAUGGGAACCGGCACUACCGGCUGACUGCCUUCUCAGUUGGGAAGACCUGUCCCACUGGUCCCUGAACGAGGACCAGGGACAUCUAUAAGGGCACCUCCUUUAGGGUUACCCUCAAGCAGCCAAGAUGGUAGAAUAAGCCGCAGUGAGAGCCAGCCCACCACACUGCCUUCCCUCAGGUAACAGGGGCAUGACAAUCCACUGGUUAAUUUGCUCUGCCUUCUCUUUCUAGUAGUAACAUCUUUUUAAAAGACUUUAUUUUUUUAUUUGAGAAAGAGAGAGAGUGCAAGAGAGCACGAGAGAGAGAGAGAGAGAGAGAGAGAGAGUGAGCCAGCACGAGCAGGAGGGAAGGGGCAGAGGGAGACGGAGAAGCAGAUUCCCUGAUGAGCCAGGAGCCCUACGCAGGGCUCGAUCCCAGGACCCUGGGAUCAUGACCUGAGCCGAAGGCAGACGCCCAACUGACUAAGCCACCCAGGCGCCCCUCUAUUAGUUACAUCUUACUUCCAGGUGGAAGGCCUUUUGAAUAGGUACGUGGUUUUCUAAAGCAUAACAGAUAAAAGCGACACUGGAUACUAUGGCAGCUGGUGUAAAGGUCACGUUCCAGGUCUUGCCACUUCACCUCUACAGGGCUGGGUGGUGGUGACGCAUUCCUGUGUUAUGUUCAUGUCUCCCCUCGGUCUGGGCCGUAUUGAUGGGUCACACAGUGGGCCAGUUCUUCCCACUAACUCAGGUACACCUAUGCUAUUAGUGCUGGUAGAGAUUUCUUCUAACUCUGCAACUUUCCACCACCUGCAUUUUUAACACCUUAAUAUUUUCCCUACCUUUCAGAAUUGAAAAUCUAUAGAAAUAAACAAAUAAAAAUUAAAAACUAGGAAACGUGUUUCAGAGAUAUUCAGGUUAGGGAGAAGACGGGAAAUAGCACCCCAUUUGAUUGGAGCCCUGGUGGCAGAGGACAUCAGACAAAAAAGUCUGCUGUGGCAGCUGGUCUAGGCCGGGUAGGGUUGAGCAGACUCAGGGCGGAGGAGGGUACUGACCGAUGCUAGCUGGCAGAUCUCUCUGCAUUGCUAACCAAGGCUUCUCCUGCAUGUAACUUGCCAGUGGUGUUUUGCUUCUGGUGGGGCUACUUUUUUACUAUGAGCAUCAGUUUUCUCCUAUGCAAAAUGGGAGAGCACUUGCUCUAUCAAGGAAUAAUCCUCCUGUUAGUGACAACCUUUGCACUGGAAAGAGAAGGGAGGGGAACUGGCCACACUGCCCUGGUUAAAUCUCCUUGCCUUGAUCACUGCUGACACACUGGGUCUGGGGCACACUGCUCCCCUUUCAACUUCUGAUCUUAGUGCUGUCAAGACUCUGUACGUCUAAAGUUUCUUUUCUUUUCUAUUCUUUCUUUAUUCAAUUUUUUAAAAAGAGGUUUUAUUUAUUUAUUUUUGCAAGAGAGAGCAUGAGUGGGGUAGGGGGAGAGGGGCAGAGGGAGAAGCAGACUUCUCACUGAGGAGAGAGCGCGAUGUGGGGACUUGAUCCCAGGACCCUGGGAUCACGACCUGAGCCGAAGGCAGACGCUUAAAUGACUGAGCCACCCAGGCGCCCAUCUAUUCUUUUUUUAAAUUUAUUUUAAAUAGGUUCCACACCCCAUGUGGGGCUUGAACUCGUGACCCUGAGGUCAAGAGUCACAUGCUCUACAGACUGAGCCAGCCAGGCGCCCCUAAAGUUUCUUUUUGUUACAAACAUAAAAUCUGACUCAGAACAGCUUAAGCCCCAAAGGAAACUUAUGAUAAAAAUGUCAGGGUACUCAGGAUUUGAAGGAAGGGUUGACUUCAUAGGGAAGAGCAAGGACAGUUAUGAGACCUCACGGGUUCAUAGACUUUGUCCCUGAGUGUGGCCACAAACACUGCUCCAUCAGUCCACUUUCAACCUCUGUGUGUCUGGGCUCUGUGGUUCAGGUUCCUGGAGCUCCAGUCCUGGUGAGCUGUCCCCCUGAGAACCAACUUUCUACGUCUGGUGGCCCAGUGUGACGACAGAUAAUUUAUAUGAAGCCCUAGGGGGGUGUAAGGGAGGUGUUGGGGGCACUCUUCCCGCAUAAGGUGGGAUAAUGGAGAAGACACCCCAAGAGGUGCUUGCUAUCUUUGCCUCUAUGCAGACCCCGUUCUGUAAGUUUGAUCAGCAUGAUCCAACCAGCCCGUCAUGACCAUAUUGGCACUCCCUGACUCACCCUCUCCCCAAGGGCCAACCAAAGUCACUUUCAGCGGUUGUAGCCACGAUGUCAUGAGCUAUCUAAUCCCAGAGUCCAGCAUCUCUGUUGUUUGUAUUUUGCUGCUUUUCUCUUCAGCACAUAAACAUCCAUGACCAUGAUACCCAGGGCUGCAUUAUGACUUCUACAAGCCCUACGCACAUUUGCCUUUCUGGACCUUUUCCUCAAAAAAAAUUCAGAACUGUAUUUUAUGACUGUGUUGUUAUACAGAUAAAUAUAUUCAUAUUAUAUAUUUAUAUAUUAAGAUAUUUUCUUCAAUCUAAGAGUUCAUUUUCUAUUUUAAAAAGAAAUGUAAACAUUUUCAUGAACCCCCAAAAGGACUGUGGACCCUACGCCCUGUGUCUAUUGUGCCAAAUGGAUAAGUGGACUCUCACUGUGUCUUCAUUGAAGAUUUUAUGCUUUGUUAAUAAAAAAAGAUCCCUCUUCCUGUUUACUGAAUUUUAUCUUGAUCAGGAUAUUUUGUCUAAUGUUAAAAAACCCUGCUUUUUCUCAUUUGCUUUAUCUGGUUUCUAUGGGAUGCCUAUCAUCUAUUUUUAGAACUUUCUUUAAUGGAGAAUUUCAAAUACACGAACUAGAGAGAAUGGUAAAAUGAAUCUUCUGCUAUCCAUCAGCCAUGAGUUGAUAAAAAUUUUCAAC
Mirounga angustirostris (Northern elephant seal) is the source of this 12084-nucleotide messenger RNA. RefSeq names its product collagen type XI alpha 2 chain (gene COL11A2). Gene Ontology annotation, molecular function: extracellular matrix structural constituent conferring tensile strength. Gene Ontology annotation, biological process: collagen fibril organization; sensory perception of sound; cartilage development. Gene Ontology annotation, cellular component: collagen trimer. NCBI's taxonomy places the organism in Eukaryota, Metazoa, Chordata, Mammalia, Carnivora, Phocidae. Bases 228 to 5438 code for a protein of 1736 amino acids. The record is from RefSeq and is a predicted model, not a curated record. The transcript is spliced from 66 exons.